CCUACCCCGCCAUUAUCUGGCAACCGACCACACAACCUAGCAAGCUGUGUCAAUUGCCAGCGCGUUGAAGGAGGAUAGGCGUUUCGGUGUAGAGCGGUUGAAAUGUUUCCCAUGUCGCACGGCGGAGGGUGGUAUGCCGCGUCAGUGGAUUCCCUCGGGGAAAGCCUUGCAGCAAACGACGUCGAUGGCGCUCGUCCGCCGCGACUCCGCCAAUCAACGACCGCAACCGCAGAUCCGGCGGGCCCCUGGCAGUGCGGGCGUCAGGAGAGCGGCGAUUGCGGCGCGCCGCGGCAGUACUUGGCGCGAUGGACCCCCGAGGAGGACGCGGCGCUGCUGGAGCACGUGAUGGCGCACGGCACGGCGGAGUGGGGGCAGCUCAGGGCGAGCGGACGACUGCCGCUGCGCGACAACAAGGCGUGCUGCAACCGCUUCCUGCUGCUCAAAAGGAAGUUUCUCGAGCACGAGCAGCAGCCGCAGCAGCCACAGCAGGAGUUCCGCUUCUGCCUCCGCCCACAGCAGCCUCAGCCCCCGCCCCGAUACGGCGAGCAGCAAGGGGUCAUUGGGUCGACUCACGCGGCGCCAGAGAGCCACCUGCUGACGUGUGACUUGCGGUGGUCGGCACAGCAGUGCCGCCCGCAUGUGCUGCCGCAGUCAGGUGCGCGGCGUGCAGGGGGGAAGGAUGGAUGGCUGGGGGGGAAAUGGAAGCACGAGGGUGGUGCAUCAUGGGGUGCAAUGGUGAACCCGCGGCUGCAGGGCCCAGAUAUGCAUGGUGAGGCCGCGGGACUCCAAGGUUGGAAUGAUAGCAAGCGUGUCAAGACUGUUGAGGUUGAAGAUAAUGCGGUGCUACUGCAGAAAGAAUGGCACGUGGUGAAGACGCAACGGCAGCAACAGCAGCGGCAGCAGCAGCAGCAGCAGCAGCAGCAUCAGGAGAAUCAUCGGGCGCAUGUGAGAAGCUGCAACGAGCAGAUGGUGGAGUCAAGCACAGGCACCUUCUCUGCUCCUUCCUCGUGCUCUGAUGCACCGAGCCCACCCUUGGCCACCGCGGCACACUACGUCCCGGUCACUCCAUCUCCCCCCUCUCCACUAACUAUCCCUCUGGAGACCCUGCCUCCCCUCCCUCCCCUGUCUCCUCUACCACCUCUGCCUCUCCUUCCUCACUUCCCCCUUUCUCCUGGCAACGAGCUGCCUGCUAUGACGGCCCCUUUCCCAAUCUCCCACAGCACCACUGCGGAUCCUCUUCCUUCGGCUCCACCUGCCUCGCCUCCUGUUGCUCCCCUUCCUCCCCCUUCUCCACCUGCUCCUCCUCUUGCCGCUGCUGCUCCCUCCGUGUGUGUGAGGGCAGGGGCAUGGGAGGGGCAGCAGCAGGCGGAUUUGGACAGGUGGAUUCUGGAGCAAGUGGGGCUGCUGGGAGCGGGGAGGGGGGGGGGGGUGAGGCUCUCGUGGCAGGAGGGCGUGGGGACGCAGUGGUGAGGUGGGGGGCGACAAGCAGGCAUGUGGCUGCGAUCGAUGAGUGCAAGGAUGGGUGAACAAUGGGAGGGCGAGCGCUAUGGUGGGAAGAGGCUCAAGCUAGUGGUGCAGCAGGUGCAAUGAGGCCAGCAGGGUGGACGAGGUUGAUAAGCGUGCACUGUGAUGAUGCCGUGUUGCACUGUGUCCCAGCAGCGCCCACCUGCGUUGCUGCGUGCUGCGUGUGGCGGCAUGCAAGAGAUGGUGCCUCACGCUGCCCACGUAUCACUUGGGCUGGUUGAUCCAUCUCACAACGCACCAAACCAGCUCUUUGCCUGAGAUGGGCUGGCGUCUGACAUGGGCGUCUGACAUGGAUCAGCCAAACCCAUCCUGCCCACAUGUCACUAGGGCUGGUUCAUCCAUCUUUGAUCUCCCAAGGCAAAUUAUAAUACAGAUAUUGCGUGUGUCUGGGUACCGCUGCUACACCAGCUGUGCCUCCCCUCCAGCAAAACACGCAUUUGCCCGACAGUCUUGUAGGUGUCAAGAUGUUGCAUAUGUAUAUAUGGUCUCAUUCUCAUGUUUAGUAAUAUUAUUA
Closterium sp. NIES-67 is the source of this 2038-nucleotide messenger RNA. Lineage: Eukaryota; Viridiplantae; Streptophyta; Zygnematophyceae; Desmidiales; Closteriaceae. The record is from the annotation of a GenBank genome assembly.